CUCGUUCAUGCGGCUCGCGCUGCCGAGCCCGACCCUCCUCAAUCUCGAUAAAUUGUUCUUCCUACCAGAAAAUAAUACUCAUGAUAUUCAAAGUACCAGACUGAUAAUUCAAGUCUCUUCGGAGGUGCUGAGAGCGUCAGAAACAACCCAGGGUGUGUCCAACAAUGAGAAUGGAAGAGGCCAUCCUGCUCAAUCAAACAAAUUUAGUGCCAUAUUUUCAGCUUAGAGGUUUAACUGUAAAUCAGAAUGUGCAGAUGGCUGCAUUUGCCACAUUCCUCAUUUUCUAUGUCCUGAGAAUGAUUGGCAACAUCCUCAUUGUCAUAACUAUUAUCUAUGACCAUCGGCUCCAUACACCCAUGUAUUUCUUUCUCAGCAACCUGUCCUUUAUCGAUGUCUGCCACUCCAGUGUCACUGUCCCCAGGAUGCUGAUACACACCUGGUCAGAGGAGAAACUCAUCUCCUUUGAUGCCUGUGCAACUCAGAUGUUCUUCCUGCACCUCUUUGCCUGCUCAGAGAUCUUUCUGCUCACUGUCAUGGCUUAUGAUCGGUAUGUGGCCAUUUGCAAACCCCUGCAGUACAUGAUAGUGAUGAACUGGAAAGUAUGUGUGCUGCUGGCUGUGGCCCUCUGGAUGGGGGCCCUGACCUUCCUCACCAUCAAGCUGCCCUACUGUGGUCCUGAUGAGAUUGACAACUUUUUCUGUGAUGUACCUCAGGUGAUCAAACUGGCCUACACUGAUACUCACAUCAUUGAGAUUCUCAUCGUCUCCAGCAGUGGGCUGAUCUCCGUGGUCUGUUUUGUGGUUCUUGUGUCCUGUGCAGUCAUCCUGGUGAGUCUGAGGCAGCAGAUCUCAGAAGGCAGGCGGAAGGCCCUGUCCACCUGUGCAGCCCACCUCAGUGUCACAUGGUUUCUGGGACACUGCAUCUUCAUCUAUUCCCAUCCAUCCACCAGCCUCCCAGAGAGCAAGGUGGUGUCUGUGUUUUUCACCGCUAUCACACCCCUGCUGAACCCUAUCGUCUACACCCUUAGGAAUGAAGACAUGAAGAAUACCUUGAACAAGUUAAUGGGGAGGGUGGAGGGAAGAGAAAAAAAAUGAAAAUGUCUAAGCCCUUAAGGUGCUUGGUGCUCCAAAUCAAAGAAAUGCCUUGCGAAGAUAAGUUACAAACCACAUUUAUCAAACUAUAUGACUUAUAAAACUAUUUUCUAGUCCAAUAUCUGACAAUCAUGGCAAUAAUUAUGAUUUUUAAUAUCUUCCACAGGCUGAAAAUUGUUCUAGGCACUGUGCAAUUACUUAGUUCUCACAACAACCCUGUGAGUUAGGUAUUAUGCUUGUUUACACAUGAAGAAGCCAAAGCUGAAAGAGAGCAAAUAGCAUGCCCAAGGUCAUCCAGCUAGGAAAUGAUGAAGGCAGGAUGUUAAGCCAAAUGUAUCAACACAAACUCAUGUUAUUUUCAGUUACAUCAUGCUUCCUCUCCCUGCUUUUGUCUUAGGGUCAUACCCAAGGUCUAAACAAACGUUCAGAUUUCUGGGCAGUGCUUGCCAACAUCAUUCACUCAGACGCUUGUCUAAAUAGCUUAGCAAACACUGGUAAAGCAGGCAGAGUAACUUUGCAUAUGACUUCAGUGCUGUAGAAAGAAGACUUUGAACCACUGAAGUUACUGAUAUCCUCAAGUGUCCAGGAAAAAAUCUUCCAUCAAAACAAUGAAAUGGGGAUAUCUUAUUAUCCAUUCAUUUGACAGAUAUUUACUGAGCACCUAUUAUGUGCUAAGUACUAGGUUUAUAAUCAUAAAUAAAACGUAUAAUCACUCUUUUAUGUUGCUCAGAAUCUAGUGAGAAUAGAAAACAAAAAUAUAAACAAAUUUUAAUUACAGAUCAUGACAAAUGCCAUGAAAGACGAUGCUGUUAGAGAGUUAUAGAAGAGACUGUCUUUAGAUUGGUUAGACAAGGAGGGCCUCUUUGAGGAAAUGGCAUUUAAGCUAAGAUCUGAAAGAUGAAAAAGAGCCAACCAUGAGAAAAGAGAGGUGAUGAACGUUCUAGGCAGAGGAAAUGACAGGUGUAAAGAUCUGUGUUCAGAAAGACGUUGACUUGUUCCAAGAAGUAAAAGACCAAUGUGGUUACAGCUUUGACUGUGAGGCAGAGAAUGGUGAGAGAUGAUAUUGGAGAAGUAAAAAGACUACUUUCAUGUCCUCUCAAGGAGUUCGGAAUAUUUUUCAGUACAGUGGGAAGCCAUCAGAAAGGUGGAAGCACAGAACAGACAUGAUACAAUUUGUGUUUUAAUGAAAUUAUUCUAGUUAUGUAGAGAAUUUAUUCAACUAAGCAUUUAUUACUAAACAAUAUCACACUAAUGGCUGGGAGAAAAUGCCAAGUUGAGCAAAACAUGGUCUGUAAUCCAGCAUCUUGAGUCUAGUUAUGGUGACACACAUUGUAACAUUGUGAUACAUUGUACUCUGAGUGGUGUAUGCUGAGUGGACUGGAUAACGGGAUAUGAAGAGGGUAUUCCAGGCAACAGUGUCUCACAUAACUGUAUACAAAAAGCAUGGCAUAAUGGGACCCAGAAGUUCACUCUCACUCCAUCAGUGAGAAGGACAUGCUUAAAUGCAGUGGGAUUUCCCAGGCAAUCAGUAAGGGUGUGGUCAAUAAACGUGUGGGUCACAUGACCCAUGUCAUGUUUUUUAUGGUACUUUUACCAGGAAAUGUGUUGAGAAGGAAAUUGAAGCCAUAUAAGUCAUUUCAGUUAUACAGAAGUAUGGUUAUUAUGGUAUUAAGGUAUUCUGUAAGGUUUUCUUGGCAGAACAAUUUAACUUCCAGUAGAAAUUCUAAUAAUAGAGUAGUCUCAUUCCCAAAGGUAACUGUCUGCAUAGUAUAAAACUACAUUCAUUGGUACUGGUUGAUGGAAUAACUAAACUGAAUUUGAGAAUUAUGGAAUUUGUAUGAAAUAAAUGCUUUUAUUAUAGGAAAUGGCAGACAGGAGAUAUAGCCCAUCAAAGAGUCCAAAUGGAACCACCUUGUGCAGGAAUCAGCCACACAAAGGAACACCCGCAAUGUGAUAGUAAGUAAGACAACGUUUCAUGGCAACGACAAUGGAACAAUAUCAUGUUUGCUUUUUUUUUAAUAGUUGCUGCAAAAUUUCUAAUACUGCUGGUCUUCAAUCACAUUAAUCCUUACAGCUCUUCGGGGAGCUAAAAUCAUUUAUUCUCUACAAUGGAAUAUUACUCAGCCAUAAAAAGAAAUGAAAUUGAGUUAUUUGUAGUGAGGUGGAUGGACCUAGAGUCUGUCAUAACAGAGUGACGUAAGUCAGAAAGAGAAAAACAAAUACCGUAUGCUAACACAUAUAUAUGGAAUCUUAAACAAUAAAAAUGGUUCUGAAGAACCUAGGGGCAGGACAGGAAUAAAGAUGCAGACGUAGAGAAUGGACUUGAGGACAUGGGGAGGGGGAAGGGUAAGCUGGGACGAAGUGAGAGAGUGGCAUGGACAUAUAUACACUACCAAAUGUAAAAUAGAUAGCUAGUGGGAAGCAGCCGUGUAGCACAGGGAGAUCAGCUCUGUGCUUUGUGACCACCUAGAG
Balaenoptera acutorostrata (minke whale) is the source of this 3563-nucleotide messenger RNA. Its product is annotated as olfactory receptor 4E1. Gene Ontology annotation, cellular component: membrane. Gene Ontology annotation, biological process: G protein-coupled receptor signaling pathway. NCBI's taxonomy places the organism in Eukaryota, Metazoa, Chordata, Mammalia, Artiodactyla, Balaenopteridae. Gene Ontology annotation, molecular function: olfactory receptor activity; G protein-coupled receptor activity. The record is from RefSeq and is a predicted model, not a curated record.